Messenger RNA from Cylicocyclus nassatus, 313 nucleotides. The record is from the annotation of a GenBank genome assembly. NCBI's taxonomy places the organism in Eukaryota, Metazoa, Nematoda, Chromadorea, Rhabditida, Strongylidae.
GUUUUAGGCUCCAGUGUUAUUAGAGGCCAGGGUAACCAUGCUACUGAACAAAUGGCUAAUCUUUUCACUUUUGAUCUGCGUUCUCGUGUUCUCUUGUUCCGUAGAGGGCAAACCGAAGGGCAAAAAUGAAGGCAAAUCAGGAAAAGCAUUUACCGAGUGCAUGCGUAAGUGUGAGAAGGAGAAGGACAAAAGUGGCACUCCACCGCAGGAGAUAUGGGUGAUAUGUCAGGAAGAAUGCCACGGACAUCACCUUUGAUAGUCCUUUUGAAGGUUGCCUGGUGCAGCUUUGCAGAAUAAACAUUUCUCAAAAGCA